Molecule: messenger RNA, 3473 nt
Organism: Paralichthys olivaceus (Japanese flounder)
Lineage: Eukaryota; Metazoa; Chordata; Actinopteri; Pleuronectiformes; Paralichthyidae
Product: zinc finger protein 646-like
Biological process (GO): regulation of transcription by RNA polymerase II
Molecular function (GO): DNA-binding transcription factor activity, RNA polymerase II-specific; RNA polymerase II cis-regulatory region sequence-specific DNA binding
Source: RefSeq, a predicted model, not a curated record
AGAGAUAUUUUUCUUUUCGGAAGAAGAUCCCGACAAAGCGGCCCUAUUUCUUUUCAUCCAGAAAAAAGUCGAAGAACCCGAAAAGCGACGAUGUACGCCCGAACGAAUACCGGCAGCGCACACGGAGACUUCCAGGAUCGAAACGGAGUAAAUUAUGUGACAUCGACAGAGACCUUCGGUCACUGCUCUCAAUUGUUCUGGAAAAAGGAUCCCAACGACUCCGGACCGAGUUCGACCAUCAGUUGGUGUGAUCAGCUCCCUUCGUCCUCAGCAGCCCUCACCACCUCCAGUCUCUCCGCAGCGUCACUGUCCACCUCUAGUCUUUCCCUGGACUCCAGAGCGCCACCCCCUGCAACGACGACGGUGGCAGACGACAUGGAAUCCGACGAGAGGCCAUACGUCUGUGACAUGUGCACCUGCGCCUACAAGCACGCCAGCUCCCUGCUCAACCACAAGCUCACCCACAAGACAGGAGACUUCAGAUGCGACUUUUGCAGCAAGCCCUACACCAACUACAUGUCCCUACGCAACCAUAUGCGAAUUCACGGUCAGAAGCGCUACAUGUGCGACCUGUGCGGGAAGGCCUUCCGCCUUGCCCGGUACCUCCGUAACCACCAGAGGAUCCACGAUGACGGACCCAACCGCUUUGACUGUCCCUCUUGCUGCAAGAGCUUCAGGACUAUGCUGGAGCUGGCCCAGCAUCGCUGCACCGCUGCUGCAUCUAACCAGUCUGGCAGUCGCCGGUCCAAUUUCUCCACCACUCCUCGCCGUCAGCAGCAGCGGCAGAACAACGCUAACUCCAUGAUGCAACAGCAACAUGGAGGACACGGUCGACAGGAACCUCUUCCCUCCCACUGCGUGUCACCAAUGUCUCAGGGCGGGCAAGGCGGCAAUGUGGCCAGCCAGUCCGUACCUGACCCCCACCAGCAGGGCCGUCCCAGUUCAGUGUCCUCCCAGAGCAGCCAGCAGAGCAUGAGGAGCUCGUCCUCCAACAAACACGUCUCCUCCUCUAGCGCCGCCCCAUCCUCCUCCUACUCCCUGCUCCAGCCCCUGGUGCCUGAGGUAAAGGAGAUGAGCUUGGGAUACACUAGGCUGAGCGCCAACCCUAUGCCGAAGCACCAGGACACUUUCUCUCUGGCCCCCCAGCGGCCCCUCACCACCAUCAACCCCAUUGGCCACUCCCUUCAUCCGAACGGAGCGCCCACACUCAAGCCUUCCCCCGUGCCACGCACCAUCCAGGCCAUGCCCUGGGAGCAGCGCUCCCUCUACAAUCAAUGAGACCUCCAUCCCCACCCAUCCCCUUCACUUUGCAUCUGUCGCCACCCCCUCUUCGUCCCCACCCAUUUCGGAUCCAGCAUCAAGGACGGAGGACUCCAGAGGCGCCCCCUCCUCCACCUCACCCCUCCUUUGGAACGUUAUGUUUGGGAUCAGGGACGGGCACUAUUGAGAACUAGUUAAGAUUGAUUACCAAGUAGUUAGGUUAAAAUGUGUUGCCUUGACCCUCAUGUAUGAUCUAUGCCAUGUACUGGAUAUAAGUUAAAAUGUCCCCUAAUCUGUCCUCUCACCGAGAAUUUAUCCUCCUCCCCCACUCUAGUUAUGAAAAUAUCUAUCCUCCCCAUUAUGAAUAGUGUCUCUCCUCACCCCCCACUCUCCUUAUCCAUAUGUUAAAAGAAACAAGAGGCUAUUUUUUAUCAAGAGUGUGUUCCAAGCCCUGAACCCUGAAGUCGUCAAAGUAAAUGUGACAAAGUUCUCCAUUCAGUUUGAUAUGUUUCCGAACAUAAAACCCAACUUUUUGCUAAAGGAGGCUUCUGGAAAGUAAAGGGAAAGGGGGAAACAAACUUUUUUUUAAACGUACCCCUUCAACAUGCUCCAGAAUGAACUUUGUGUAUAUUGUGCGUUAGGAGGUGUCAUGACUAUUUCAAGAAGUCGUUUCCGUUCUGUUUGACGUUACAGCACCCACACCUCUCAUCUCUGAGCACCAGGCAACAGGGAGGACCACAACUAUUGUUCAGCAAAGCAUUUUGGGAAAAGUACAAUUUGUGCAGUUGGGCUUCUCUGUGUCGAGAAGGGAACUGAAGCCCCGCUGUCGGAAAAGGACGUGUUAACUACGCAGCCGCAGAAUAAGGACAGCGUGGUGCGGUGACCUUCUUUCAACACACAACUGAAAGUUCUCUUUUCCUAAACGUGCAUUUGAGUGGUGGCACGUUGUUACUGUAGUUUUACUGACUGUUGGCUGGGAAUCAAAUCUAGAAGAUAAAAGUACAGGUCUCCAUCCUUUUUUGUUCCAAACUCACCGUUGACAUGUGUUCCUUUCACUUUAAAGCACUUGAAGACAAGUGCUGUUUAAUUAUUACUGUUACUGUCUCUGCCACUCAUCGCCUCCCUCUGUCUGGAGCUGUGUGUAACAUUGCCUUACAUCCACCCCUCAUGGCAACUUUCUUACAUGAUCGUCGGUAGGGAAGUCACUGUGGAAAUCUCUCCCAUGGGGUAAUAAACUCGUGAAAAAACUGGCGUUACUGGUUACACUGGACAUUUAACAAGAAAACAUGCGUGUUUGCUCGGUGUGUGCACGGCAUUUAUGGAGCGAGAUCUGUAACGGUAGAUUUCUCUGCAGGCAGCCUCACUCUUCUGCUCGCACGUGAAGAUGUGUGCAGUGUUACAUUAUCCAGACUGACAGUCCACAUCACAUUAAAACAUCCAACGUCUUUAUCUUUUAACGCCCAAUCCUUACAACCCGUUUCCCUGUGCUGUGACUCUUCUGUAGAGCGAGACGACGCGACCUGAACCUGACGGGACAACAUACCCGUCUACCCGUCGGGCUGUGAGUCACGCUCUACGGAGCUGACACUUUCACCUUAUAACUGCAGCGUUGAAAAAUGAACCAAGCAGGUUUUAUUUCUAAUAAAAAUUAAACCGUUAUGGCCACUGAGCUAAUUCCGUAUAGUGCCUGAACACUGUGUAACCAGUAACACCGGCUACCGCGCUAACCCUGCAGGUGACUCGGCAGCAGAACCGGUGCCUGGUUUGUUUCCGUCCCAUGGAUGUAUGUGGAAGCUACAGUGGCCAAUGGACAGAAUGUUCUCAGCUCUGGACAUCACUCCCACCCCAGCCUCACCCUCACCCCUGCUCCGACACGUCCUCCAGUGUUGCUUUUCUUGUAGAGAACGUCAUGCCUGCAUCUCACUGUUCCUGGUAUGGAUUUAGUUAACACCUACCUGCCGGGUGUUUCAAUAAGCAGCCAGUCGUCGUUGGCAGGAUGAAUCCAAAUUCACCCUAAAGUGUUUUGUAAACAGUUGUUUUGAUGAAUAACAGUUUAAACAUGGAUCCCAUAGGUAGUUAUGUUAGGUUUUCUUGCUAACACGGUGCUCAUUGAAAUACCCACAAUUCUACUGACAUUGUAUUUUCUCUUUUAAAAGUUGUUUCUAUUUUUAUUCAUGACAUGUUUUCAUCGUUGCUUUUCUCUCUCCUUGUAA